Tilletiopsis washingtonensis is the source of this 5112-nucleotide messenger RNA. RefSeq lists its product as hypothetical. Bases 1 to 4749 code for a protein of 1582 amino acids. The transcript is spliced from 3 exons. Gene Ontology annotation, molecular function: medium-chain fatty acid-CoA ligase activity. Lineage: Eukaryota; Fungi; Basidiomycota; Exobasidiomycetes; Entylomatales. The record is from RefSeq and is a predicted model, not a curated record. Gene Ontology annotation, biological process: fatty acid metabolic process.
AUGUCCGACUUUCCGCUCUCGUUCCUGUACGGCCUGCCGCCGCCGGAACGCGGCGUCUCGCUCGGUGACCACAUCGCGCGGCACGUCACUGACAAUGGCCGCAUCCGCACGCUGCUCGAUGUCAUCUGCAACACGCCCGCGCCGGCGCUGUGGAGCCCGGAUCUGAAUCGGCAGCCGCUGCUGCACCGCGACAUCAAGCGCUUCAUCGCCGGCUUCUCGCUGCCGUACUCGCGCCAGCCGCUGGGCCCCAAUGAUCGCGUCAUGAUGGCUCUGCCGACCGGCGCCGAGAACGCGCUGGCGCUCAUGUCCGUUGCUGCGUACCACACGUGCGCACCGAUUAACGCCAGCUGCACGGCGGGCGAGCUCCGCGACGACGCGGUGCGGCUGCGCGCCAAGGCCAUUGUCACGACGCGCGAUGCCGCCGACCGUCUCGAGGUGCAGGCGCUGUACGAGGAGGAGGGCAUGGAGGUCAUCUUUGUGGAGAACCGCGGCGUCGGCCCGGCGGGCCUGUUCGACAUGUCGACGCUCGCGCGCGAGGCGAGCAUGUCGCGCGCCGGGCGCCAGCCGUCGCAGCUCCACGGCCUCGAGCACCAGAGUCUCGUGCUGCACACCAGUGGCACCAGCGGCAAGAAGAAGGUCGUGCCGUACUCGCUUCGGCAUCUCAUCGUGGGCACCUGCUGUGUCGUGCAGAGCUGGGACCUGCGCCCCGAGAGCGUCAACAUGAACAUGAUGCCGCUCUUCCACGUCGGCGGCAUUGUGCGCAACCUCUGGUCGCCGCUCUUCUCGGGCGGCAGCGCCAUCAUGUGCGCCGGCUUCGACGCGAACAUGUGGUGGACGCUUGCCAAGCAGCUUGGCGCCACCUGGUACUACUCCGCGCCGACGAUGCACCACGCCAUCCUCGCGUCGCGUCCGGAGGGCGUUCAGCCGUCGCGCGACCUGAAGAUCCGCAUGAUCGCGAACGCCGCCGGUGGCCUGCUGCCGUCGCUCGCCAUCCAGCUCAAGGAGACGUUUGGCGGCGCCGCCGUGCUGCCAUCGUACGGCAUGACUGAGUGCAUGCCGAUCGCCUCGCCGCCGGUCGACUACCAGCUCGACCGGCCUGGCUGCUCCGGUGUCGCGUGCGGCCCGGGUCUCUCCAUUCGCGAUCCGUUCGACCGUGAGCGCGAGCUGCCCGUGGGACAGACUGGCGCCGUGUCUGUGCGCGGCCUGCCGACGUUCUCGGGCUACGAGACGUCGCCGGACCCGUUCGACGCGCUCGACACGUCGGCAUUCUCCAGCGAGGGCUGGUUCGACUCAGGCGACAUGGGCCACAAGGAUGCCGACGGCUACCUGUACAUCACGGGUCGCUCGAAGGAGAUCAUCAACAAGGGCGGCGAGGUUGUCUCGCCGUUCGAGGUAGAGGAGGCGAUCACGCAGGCGUGCAAGGACCGCGUCAAGCAGACGCUCGCCUUCUCGAUCGAGCACACGGUGCUGCAGGAGACGAUCGGCGUCGUGAUCGUGCCCGUGCCGAACCAGCCGCGCAUCGGUCUCGCCGAGCUACAGAACCUGCUGCGCUCGCAUCUGCACCCGUCCAAGUGGCCGUUUGCAGCCGUGUACAUGGAUGACCUGCCCAAGAACCAGGCCGGCAAGCCGCUGCGCAUCAAGCUCGGCUCGCGUCUGGGCAUUGGACCGCUGUCGGACGAUGUGCCGCCGCUGCAGCGCCACUUCGAGGCGCGCGCGCCCGGCAAGGAGGUGCCGCUUUCCGAGCCCAUCCCGUGCAACCUCGUCACCGUCGAUGUGCGCGCCGUCGAGCGGGCGUGCUACCGCAUCCCUGGCAUCAUCGAGGCGGCCGUGCGGCAACGCAAGGACGGCGCCCCCGAGGCGUUCAUCCAGGUGGAGGAGAACGCAGAGUACGACGCCGCCGACAUCGACCGCGCCCUGGCGCAGGUGCUGCACGGCUACGUGGUGCCCAACCCGCUGCACGUCUUCAGGCAGCCGCUGGCCAAGGUCAACGGCCGCAUCGACUUCAAGACGAUGGAGGAGGAGGUGCGCGCACAGAACGCCUCGGCCAUGUCGCGCACGGCACUGGUGGUGCGCGACAUCAUUGCGCGUCUGCUCGACACCGAGAGCGGCACCAUCACUGCCGAGUCCGACUUCUUCCUGCUCGGCGGCAACAGUCUGCUGCUGGGUCGCCUUGUGGCUCUCGUGCGCAAGGAGACUGGCGCGACGCUCGAGGUGUCGACGCUGUUCAACAACUCCACCGUCGAGGGCAUCGCGAUGCUCAUCGAGGACGAGCAGGGCAUCGUGGAUGACGAGUUCGACUACGCCGACAACUACGACGACGAGAAGGGCGGCGCGGGCGGCGGCGCCUUUGCCAGCGCGCACCGCUACGACGACGACGCGGCGGGCGACCUCGACCCGGCCAUUGCCGCGCACGGCUACCGGCCGCGCAGCCAGACGCAUCCCUGGGUCGUGUUCGUGCAGCUCAUUCCCAUCCUCUUCUUCUACCCGCUCAAGGCGGCGUGGACGUGGACGGUCAUCCUGCACGGUCUCGCCUUCUCUGCCUACUACAUCCGCGACGACUUCUGGGAGCGCGUGGGUGUGCUGCUGGCGUCGAUCGUUGUCGCGCGCUUCACGUCGCGCAUCAUCUGCCCCGUCACGGCCAUCGCCUUCAAGUGGCUCGUCAUCGGCCGCUACCGCCCCGGCAAGUACCCGAUGUGGUGCAACUACCACCUCCGCUGGUGGCUCGUCAACCAGUCGCUCAAGACGGCCGGCAAGGGUCUCUUCUCGCUCACGCCCGGGCUCGAGCAGACGUACUUCCGCCUGCUCGGCAUGUCCAUCGGCAACGACGUCAAGAUCGACCGCUGGGCCAAGAUUGCCGAGCACGACCUGAUCACGAUCCACGACGGCGCGCGCAUCGACAAGUCGCUCCUCCGCGGCUUCUGUGUCGAGCGCGACGGCUACUUCCGCCUUGAGCCUAUCAUCAUCGGCCGCGACUGCGUCGUCAACACGUUCACGCAGAUCUCGCCUGGCGCGCGCCUUGCCGACGGCACGGUGUGGGGCCCGCAGUCGUCGUCGCACGAGGAGCCGUCGUCGGACGCCUACGCGGCGUACAACCGCAACGCCGCACCGACGCCGCACCCGGCGCUGAUCUGGUUCGUCGGCACGCCGCUCAUCCUGCUCAUCCGGGUCAUCUGCUACGUGCCGUGGUUCGCCGCCCUCUUCAUGCUCCUGUCGCAGCCGUUCGAGUUCAACCACCGCGACAGCGUCAAGAGCGUCAUUGCCUGGUUCGCCUACCCGCCGCGUAUCGGCUGGCACUACGUGGCGCGCAUCAUGCGCAACAUCAUGCCGCCGCUCAUCAACCUCGUCAUCGGCAUCAUCCUCAAGCGCUGCCUCGGCCUCAACCGCGAGGGCUCGGUGCGCAACGCCACGCAGCUUGCGCUCUUCCGCCGCUGGAUCAACGGCCAGCUGCUCAGCCAGCCGAACAUCCGUCGCGCCAUGUCGAUCCUGGGCACGCACUACGAGAUGACGUCGGUGAUCUACCGUGCCAUGGGCGCCAAGGUCGGCAAGCGCGUGUACUGGCCCGGCAGCGGCGUGUACUGCCCGGACCCGGAGCUGCUCGAGAUCGGCGACGACGUCGUGUUCGGCUCGCGCUCUGAGCUCUUCACGUCGGACUCGAUCGGCUGGGCGCGCGUGCGUGUCGGCCGCGGUGCGAUGAUUGCGGACCGUGUCGUGCUCCUUCCCGGCACGACGAUCGGCAAGCAGUGUGUCAUGGGCUCGGGCGCGCUCGCAGUGCGCAACGGCCUCUACGAGGAGAACACCGUGUGGAUGGGCAGCAAGAACGGCUCGGCCGUCAGCUUCGGUCGCGCGGCCAAGGAGAAGAGCGAGAUCUCCGUCGGCGACGAUGACGAGACGAUCACGCCGUUCGGCCGCGCCUUCUACAAGCGCAAGGCCUCGUUCUUCGUCUUCCCGUACCUCAUGCUCGUUGCCAUCAACCUGCUCAUGGCCGUCUUCUCGUCGGGCUACUGGGCCAGUGCCGCCGUCGUCACCGUCGUCUCGCUCAACGUCUCGCGCGCGCACUUCGAGUACACGGACGCGGCGCUCUUCAGCGACCACUGGUACCGCCCGGGCCUGAUCUACGCUUUCAUCGCCAUCUGCUUCGUCGUCGUGCUCAACGUGCAGAUGCUUCUGGCCUUCGCCUGGGUCAUCCUCACCAAGUGGGCCAUCAUCGGCCGCCGUCGCGAGGGCCGCUACGACUGGGACAAGAGCAGCUACUGCCAGCGCUGGCAGCUGCACCUCACGCUGCAGCGCCUCCUCGGCAAGGGCUUCGGCGGCCAUAUCCUGGGCAACCUCUCCGGCACCGUCUUCGUCGUAUGGUACCUGCGCGCUCUCGGUGCGACGAUUGGGCGCAACUGCGCCAUCUGGGCGGGCGGCAAGCCGAGCCUGCAGCUCACCGAGCCCGAGCUCGUCACGAUGGGCGACAACGUGUCGCUCGACGACUGCUCGGUGGUGGCGCACAUCAACUCGCGUGGCCGCUUCAGCCUCAACCGGCUGCGCAUCGGCGACGGCUGCGCCAUGCGCACGGGCUCGCGCCUGCUCUCCGGCGCCUCGAUGGAGCCGCGCUCCAUGCUCCUCGAGCACACGCUCGUGGCCAGUGGCGAGAUCGCAGAGGCUGGCGCCGUGUACGCCGGCUGGCCUGCGCGCCAGCUGCGCACGCGGCGGCCACGCGCCCAGGGCGCGCCCAACGGCUACGCCAGCUCCGCAGGACACUAGACUUCGCCGCACACGCCACGACGGCCCGCUUGCUGGCCUUUACGCCUCACGACCAUCUCCCACAUCGUCACCUCGCACUCUCACUCAUCUCGCCCACACAAAACGCACGCUCUCGCGCCGGCCGCCGGCACCUGCGUUCUCCACGGCCGGCUCGUUCAUCAUACUCCCAUCCAGCGCCCGAACCAGCACCGUCCUCCUCGCUCUACGCCCCCUCUGCAUGUCCUCCUCUUCCGCCUUCUCGCCGCUCCGCGCAGGCUAAUCACCCUCACUGCCGCGAGCCUCACGUUCCCCCAUCGUGCCUCUGCGCGCCUCGUCAGUACGAACAAUUUGACUCAUGCUAAGUUAUCGUGAUGCAGCGGCCUC